UGAGCCAUAUACUUAACGGCCAAGAACGACAUCGCGAGGCUGAGGCUGCCUGUGACCAGCCGCGCACACUCCGGGGCCGAGGCCUGUUGUGGCCGUAUCCCGGAGUCCCACGAGAGACGCGGCGAGAGGUCAUGGCUGAGCGCGACCGCGAGGAGCAGCAGGCCGAGCCCGAUACAGACGACGAGUGGGUGCUGUUACGGAACCAUGGCGACGGGGCGGACGAGGUGCUGCCAGGAGAACAACACGAAGGAAAGACAACCGAGGAACAAAGUGCGAGUCAGGAGGUCGGCCUUCAGGCAGCGACUGACGCACGCACGAACGCCCAGUUGACCGUGCCGGACCGGCACCGUCGCACGUGUGGUGCGCAGGAAUGGGGCGGUUGGGAACCCGCAGGCCCCCUCAGCACGAAGGACCUGGGCCCUGUCCUUUGCUACUGGCUGCUGUGGCCCCUUGUCAGUCCGGUGCUGCCGGCAGCGGCGUUCGGCCUCGACCUCGCCGUCGCGUUGCUGAGCAGGGCGAGGCUGUACUCCGCCGUGGCGGAGCGAGUGUGCUGGUUGGUGCGCAAGCUGCGCGUCAUCCGGAGCCGCUACCUGUACGCGUCGCUCGCGUUCCCCCUCGUGCUCCUGCUGAACGCGCUCCUGUUCAACGCGUGCGUCGUCAACGCCCUGCUGCUCCUGCGUGGAAUCGCGGAGGUGAUCGCGGGCUUCGUCAUGGCGAACUUGCUGGCCACCUACGGAAGCUUCAGCAAAUACCUCGCCUGCACGCCGCAAGGCCCAACCGCGGUCGCCCUCCUGGAUUCGUGCCCGACGUCGCCGAACGACACAGCGCUGUGCUGGCGGGCCCGCCUGUACGCGUGGCUCGCCGAGUCUGAACGCGGCCGCUCAGUCGAGGCUAUGUACGAGUACAGCGAAGGCAGUUUCUACACCUUCAUGGCCGGGCUCAUUUUUGCCGCGGGCGUAUUUUCGUUGGUGCUGAUAAUGGCAGCACUCGAUGCCCUAAAGAAGGGGCGGCGCAUGUACUCCUGCAUCAUCGUCGGGGCAUGGACCUGCUCGGCAUACCAUGGGAGGCCGGAGGCUUCAGCAGCUGGACGGGUCCACGCCUUCUGCACAGCGGCCCUCCAAUGGCUGGCGGGUAUAUUGGUCUCGCCUCGGAACCGAGCGCCCAAACCGAAUGCAAAGUGUAGGUUGCCUGUUGUCAGCGCAGCUUCCUCGCGUUCCACGGAUUCGAACACCGAACCUUCUAGGACGCCGAAUGCUGCGGAAGCACAGUGUAAGGAACGGCCAUCGCGACGCCAAAGACACCGUCGACGACGGGCCGUCAAGGCUUUGAGGGAGGACCCAGGGCACCGAAGUGCAGAAGACUGAUUACGCGGGUCUUCAUGCAGCCGAAGCAAUGCGGAACCGCCGCGUUCUGGCUGUACCACGCGAACAGCGGCAAGAUCGCACAUCGGAUCGUACAUCGGCGGUGCUUUUUUCUUUAUCUGCCGCGCAUCAAAUAUUUGCUCUGUGGCUAUUUGGACUGCGAGCCCAACUUCAUACAAGAGAGACGCGGUUAUAUUGUAAGCAUUAUACAAAGCCAAAACGCUCCAAAUUACAUGAACCAAACUGCU
Messenger RNA from Dermacentor albipictus, 1609 nucleotides. RefSeq lists its product as uncharacterized. Lineage: Eukaryota; Metazoa; Arthropoda; Arachnida; Ixodida; Ixodidae. The record is from RefSeq and is a predicted model, not a curated record.